AGUGCGCAUGCUCCAAGACGCCGGGCCUCCUGCGCGUGAGAGGGGAAUGCCAGUGCGCAUGUUCAGAGACGAUGGGUUUCAUGCGGGCGGUGGCUGUGCCAGUACGCAUGUUCAGAGACGCCCCCAUGCUGGGAGGUCAGUGGUAGCGGGCAUGUUCAGAAUGGCUGGGCCGCGCGCGGGUGGAGUGACGUAACGCGAGGAGAAGCAGUGCGCACGCGCGGCGCUUUCCCUCCGCCUUCCCUCAGGCUCAGCGUCGCCACAGCCGCCGCCAUUUUGCGCGCCUUUCCUUCCUUCCCUCCUUGUCCUCCUCCUUCUCCCUCCCUGGCUCCGCUCGGUCAGGAGGGCGGCGAGCUGAUGCACCCGGGCGUGAAGGUGUUCGUGGGCAACCUGCCCGAGGAGACCUCGCAGGUCGAGCUGCGCGAGCUGUUCGAGGCGGCUGAGCCGGGCGAGGUGCUGCGGGUGGCCCUCAUGAAGCAGUUCGCCUUCGUCCACAUGCGCGACGAGGCGUCGGCCGAGCGCGCCAUCCUGAAGCUUAACGGGCAGCUCCUCCACGGGCACCGCGUCGUCGUCGAGCCCUCCCGCCCCAGGCCCACCCACACCGUCAAGAUCUUCGUAGGCAACGUCCCGGCCGCCUGCACCAGCGGCGAGCUCCGGCUCCUCUUCCAGGAGUAUGGGUCCGUGGUCGAGUGCGACGUCGUCAAAGUUAUGGAAAACUUCGAGGAUGCAACCAUCUGGCUUCCAUGUUCCUUGGAGACAAGAACCCCGACGAGUGAGCUUUACAGCUGUGGCCGGGAGGACUUGAACCCAGGUCUCCGCCGGUCCAAGUGUUAACACGAUUGCGGCUUCAGAUUUGUACUCCGUCUGACAAUAGUCCCGAUGGGAAAUCCUUCAGCAUAAAACUAGUUUGGGCCCCAUUGUUGGACAGAGUUUACACGGAUUUUUUUAAGCUUGUGUCGCGGUCCGCUCAGGUCUCCAAGCGAGCACCUCGACUCGCCCAGCAACCGGAGGUGUUAGACUCGGGUACCGUCGAGGAGACAAGCCAGCGCUGAGCUCUCGAGGGUGGCGGCGGCGCCAGUGCAGGAACCCGGGUACUUGACCACGGAAUGGAAGCUGUGGGCCUUGCAAGAAGCCAGGCCAUUCCCGGGGAGCCCCCGCGGUGCUACGUAUAUGCAGCCCCAACAUGCCGCCGGGGAAGGACUAGUACCAGGAGCCCGGGAAGCAAUCCAGCGGGAGGUGGCGUGGUGUGGCCUCCAGAAACUGGGCCAGGCAGCUGGGACGUGGUGGCCGGUAGAGUCCCACAUGGUUGCUUGGAAGCCCGAGGUCAGCCCUGAUGUGGCUUGGGCCGCAGUUCAGCACACACUUGCCUGGGAGCAAGCUCCAUUGAACCCAAUGGAGCUUACUUCUGAGUAGGCAUGUGCUGGAGUGCAGCCUUUCACGGCCCCCAAGAGGGCACCGUCUGUGCCCAGUGAGGCUCCCCAGGUCCAAGCCCAGCCCACUGCACAGCAGCGCCUCAGCCCCUCACUCAGCCGCGGGGGUCCCGUUCCACGUGAUGACCUUUUGAUGCCCCGCCACCAUUUUGGGCGAGGCACGCUGACGCAGCCGUGAAGGAGGCAGGGCUGCCAGGUCUAUUUCGGCCCCUGUGCUGCCUUCCUUUCUUGGAUCUUCAGUUCCAGUCGGGUCGCUGGGCAAGAGAAGUUUCCGGAAGGUCAUGGCUGUAGCACUGGACCCGGCUUCUGGGCAGCCUGGCUACACCACCACGCCUGGCAUUUAUGCGGCUGCAUCCGUCGGGCCUUCAAAGACCUAGCAAGGGUGCGUCUUGCGCUUUAACGAGGGCUGUGGAGUCAGUAUGUCAAACCUCCGACUCCUCUAUUUUUCUACUGUCCAACUCCAAUUCCAACUCCUUCAUAAAUUGCAAAUGUAUAUUAAUUUUUCUACCGUCUGACUCAGACUCUGAGUCCUUCAUAAAUGGCAAAUGUAUAUUAAUGUAUUAAUAUUAAUAAAUUAAUGAUAUUAAUAUUAAAAUAUUAAUUUUAUUUUGAAGUCGGAGUCAGUACAUUUCUUCCGACUCCACCCAAAAUUGCUUCCGACUCCACAUGACUCCAUAGCCCUGGCUUUAACCCCGCCAUCAGGCCGGUGUCCCUUGCAGGAGGCGCUUAACCUUCUUCGAAUGGAGUUUCAUGGUGAAGCAAGGCCAAAUAGGCCCUAUUACCACCACCUACUGAUGACGGAGGGAAAACUCUGUCUCACACACACAGACUACUCAGAAUAGACCAACCAAAGCACAUUCUCGUAAAAAUUGCCAAAUGGCAGAGACCACAAAAGGCCUCAAAGUACGAUUCCUGGGGACUCCCACAUCUCCCACAGAAGCUUCCCUUUCAACUAACAGACCAAUAAAAACUUGCCUCUUGUCUCUAUAUCCCAGGCAAUCCCAUACAAUAUCUCACACACCCCACAAACAUCACAGAUAUCCGAACUCACUCACCCUAUCUUAAAAAGAUUUAACAAGCUGCACAAUCUCCUGUCAAAAUGUGCAGUAAACAAACUUGUCAGACUCGACCAGGUUGAUUCAAUAUUUGGAAAUCACGCAAAGCAGGGCAAAAGGAAAGCACUCUAUGUCCUGUAGUACCAGUCUCCCACUGAUGUUGCCAUUCCAUAACCAUUUCCCUCUUAAGAUAGCAUUUAACUUCACUCUCUACCAAAGACAAGCAUACAUCAACAGCUGAAUGCUGCAAAGCAGCCUUUGCAGUUAAGUCAGCCACUUCAUUCCACAGUAUCCCUACAUGGGCAGGUAUCCAGCAAAACUCAAGGAAGAUUCCCAUAGAAUGAAGUUCUGUAUUUAAAGUCCAUAUUUCAUUAAUCACAUCAUUUUUGCAGGCUAUAACACCAGACUGAAUAGCCUGCAACCCUGAAAGAGAGUUCGAUAAAAGCAGAACAUUCUCUGGUCUAACAUCCUUAAUCCACUCAAGAGCCAAAAGAAUGGCCACCAACCCUGCCAUAAAUAUUGAAACCCAAUUAGAUAGCCAAAAACCCUUUUAAAUCCCCAAAUAAGGGACACAGUAAGGUGCACUAACCUUGCCAUCAGAGGAUGGCCUUUUUUAAGCAGCCUUUUUAAAAAUCUACCACUGUAGCAGAAGUACCUAAGAUAGAAAUCAAUAGAAAUUCUUUAUAGAAAUCAGUUGAGAAAUCCAAGGUUUUACUGCAGAUGUAAUUACUCUUUCUAACUCUUUGUGUAGGGGAAAUGUUUAAAAGCAUGCAAAAUCAUAAAAAGUUAGCCCUGUCAAUGCAAGUGUCAAUAACAUCAUUCCACUAUUUCUAGGUUCGAAGCUGUUGCUGAGACAAUAUAAUCUACUGUUGAUAUUCCAGGUCUGAAGUAUAGGGACUGAGGUUGGUUUGGGUUGUAAGCCAAAAAUCCCACUUACAAUGCACAAGGUUGCUUUUAAAGUGAAUCUCCUCAGAUUGCUCCUCAAAUCUUCUACUGACUCAAAUCCAGCAUUCAAGUUGCAUGCCAAUAUCUCAUGCUCCAUUGCUUCAUGCACAGAAGAGUUACAGUCUCACAUUUUUGUAAAAGAAAAAAAAUCACAAAGUAGACUUGGAAUGGACCAAAAACAUGUCUUUGCUGCAAUCUUUGACCAGCCAUAACUGGUCUGAAUGUUUCCAUUUAUUUCUAUGGGCAGUUUCACUUCUGACCUGAGUGAGGGAGAGACUACUUUCUGACUGCAGCUGGCCUGAAGUGGCCUGAAUCAGUGCUGGCCCCUGGAGUUUUGUGAUAGAGAUACAUGCAGUACUCACCUUCUGGAAUGGCUUUGUAAACUUUUUGAGCAUCUCCCAGGCAUGUGACCAGGGCUGUGGAGUCAGUACGCCAGACCUUUGACUCCGACUCCUCUAUUUUUCUACUGUCUGACUCCAACUCUGCUAAGGGCGGUAUAUAAAUUGAAAUAAUAAAUAAAUAAAUAAACUCCGACUCCUUCAUAAAUGGCAAAUGUAUAU
Messenger RNA from Rhineura floridana, 3987 nucleotides. Its product is annotated as RNA-binding protein 14-like. The transcript is spliced from 3 exons. Gene Ontology annotation, molecular function: mRNA binding. The record is from RefSeq and is a predicted model, not a curated record. Bases 355 to 831 code for a protein of 158 amino acids. Gene Ontology annotation, cellular component: cytosol. Lineage: Eukaryota; Metazoa; Chordata; Lepidosauria; Squamata; Rhineuridae.